This is a messenger RNA of Empidonax traillii (willow flycatcher), 832 nucleotides long. RefSeq names its product transforming growth factor beta regulator 4 (gene FASTKD4). The transcript is spliced from 4 exons. NCBI's taxonomy places the organism in Eukaryota, Metazoa, Chordata, Aves, Passeriformes, Tyrannidae. Bases 16 to 561 code for a protein of 181 amino acids. Gene Ontology annotation, cellular component: mitochondrial matrix; ribonucleoprotein granule. Gene Ontology annotation, molecular function: RNA binding. Gene Ontology annotation, biological process: regulation of mitochondrial mRNA stability; mitochondrial RNA processing. The record is from RefSeq and is a predicted model, not a curated record.
UUCCAUCCUGGUGCCAUGUCGGACAGCCCCAAAUUCCCAUUUUCCCCGCAGUAUUCCCUGGAUAACACCCGGGACAUGUCCAUUGCCCACCUGUGCGGGAUCGUCGUGUCCUUCGCCCGCCUCAACUUCCAGCCCAGCUCCGGCGAGGAAUUCUUCUCCAUGGUCCACGAGCAGCUCCAGGGGCAGGUGCAGCAGCUGGAUCCUCACGUGCUGACAGAUGUGGUGUGGUCACUGUGUGUCCUGCAGCAGGCCCAGCCCCCCUACCUGCGCCAGGUGCUCGCACCUGAGUUCCACACUCGCCUCCGAGGUGAGGGCACCGCGGUGGCCUUCGUGCGCUGGGAGUUCCCGCAGUUCAGCUCGCGGGGCCGGGAGCUGCUGGGCCGGGGGGCUCUGGCACGGCGGCACCUGCGCAGGGCCGGCUUCCUGCUGGUGGAGGUGCCCCACUACGAGUUCCUGGAGCUGAAGCUGGAGCGGCAGCGCGUGUCCUACCUGAGGGACAAGGUGGCCAAGGCUGUGGCCAGCGACAUGGCCACCGACACGGCCCCCGACACGGCCGCCUAGCCCUGCCCGGGGGCCGCCUCGCCCUGCCGGGGGGCCGUGCCACUGUGCCAAGGUGACCGGGUCACCGCACCGAGGUCACCGGGUCACCACGCCGAGGUGGCCGAGUCGCCGUGCCCAGGUGGCCACGUCACCGCACUGAGGUGGCCACUCACCAGGUCACUGUGCCCAGGUGGGGCCGGGUGGCCACAGCGAGGUCCUCGUGUCCCCACGUGGCUCCAGCGUUGCUGCUCCGUGUCACAAACGGCUCAAAUAAACCCCAGAUGUACAGGGA